Molecule: messenger RNA, 4086 nt
Organism: Penaeus indicus
Lineage: Eukaryota; Metazoa; Arthropoda; Malacostraca; Decapoda; Penaeidae
Exons: 7
Coding region: 94-2838 (914 amino acids)
Molecular function (GO): single-stranded DNA binding
Source: RefSeq, a predicted model, not a curated record
ACAAACAAGGCACUGGGUCCUCCCUUUAAAUCUGUCUGGACAAAUAAUUUUCUUUUCUUUAUUAUUUAUUACUGGAAUUAAUUGUUAAGGGGCAUGGGGACUCAUGGCAUAAACGUGGAAGGUCAUCUGGUUGCUCUGAGUCAUACAUUUAAGAUUUGCAAUGAUGUUUUAUUCCUGAUGGAGAUUCUAUCUGUUGACGAAGUUAAACAUAUAUUAGUGAGAAGAAAAAGUCAACUAACAUGGCACCAGCAGCUAGACAUUACUUCAAAAUACAUGGUAACGCAUCUAAAACCCGAUAUCCUCUACAAGGGGAAACAUAACAUACCAAUCUUCCAUGCAACUCGGAAAUCAGAACUAAUUUUUGUUGAAACUGAUGAAGUUCCCAAGCUCCGUAACAUGUGUAAUGACCAGAGCCUUAUAUCCUAUAAGGGGACUGUGACUUCAGUGCUUGAUGAAGACAUUGGCAUAUAUCAAGUUGAUGGCCGCACCCAGCUGGUUAUAUCUUACAUCCAUGACAUCACAGGAGAAAUAUGGAAUAUGUCAGAAGAUUCAAAAGACUUGGAACUUUUUAGCAGCAGAGCAUCUGAGAAAGAGAGGUACAGGUUCUUAAAGGCUGGAGAUAAGGUUAUGAUUUUCCAUGCCCACUUUACCAAGAUGGAUGGCACACCAACUUUGUCCUGUUGUGGCAGGAGUUUAGUGAUGAAGGAAAGGCAAUCCCUCGUCAGUCCAGUAGGCAACAGAAGCCCUAAUGCAACCUUAGAUAUGCUACAUUACUAUAAUUUUGGCAUUCGUGGUUUGAAGUGGUUGGCUGAAGUGAGAGACCAUCUUGUUUCUGUACUUUGUCCUGGUAUUAUGGAGAGGAAACAUAUCUUAAGGAGAAAGCAUAAUGGAGAGCGAAGUGUCCUGACUCAACUUCUACGACUAGUUGCAGAUCGCCAACUGAUAUCUGCAAAUUCCCGUUCACUAACAUUAGAGUUUUUAUCUCUCACUCAUCAGUGUGUUUUGAACAAGGACUUUGAAGCCCCAUUUACGCUCUUGAGUGUAUUGGACUUGGAGUCCUCUGCCAACAUGGAUGAAUGUGAUAAUGAAGAGAAGCAAAAAGUUUGGUCUUAUAACAUUGAUCAUCAUGAGCCUUCAAGAGCUGUCAUAGGUAUGCUGCAGCUUGGGCAAAAUGGAGUCCUGCAGCUGAGAGAUCAGCAUGCAGACAUAGAUCUUGUGGUUGUCGGGAACAAGGAAGAUUUGUUAGAAAAAGUUGGGGCAAUAGUUGUUCUGUUUAAUGCCCAGUAUGUGCAGGAGACCUUUAAUAUCAUUGCUGAAGGGAGUGAAGAUAAUCACAUAAAGAAAUAUGUGAUUGUCAGAAAUGCUGAUAUGUUGGUGCUCAGACUUUGUGACAGGGAAGAGAAAAUGGAAGGAAUGGAGACUAGCGUGGACACUUAUUAUGACAUAAAGAUACUUUCAAAAUCAAAUAUGAUCUGUAACCAACAUCAGGGAAGAAAACUUUACAAAGAGAACUUUCAUGUAGACAUGUUCUUCAUGGCCCAGGCUGUGAUCCAGAAGCUGAAUCAGAAAGAUUCCCAGGAAGAGAGAUGGAAAACAUUUGUGAAAUUUCAUGGGCACAAUGCAUUAUACCAUCCAUGUCUUGAAGAUGGUAUUUGUUACAAAGUUAGAAUACCAGCAGCGACUGUCUGUGACACAAAGAUGAGGAAACAGUACUCAAAUGCAUGGUUGCAGCCUCUUAAAUCAUAUUUUGGAACAUGUGAAUGUAUUUAUCUCCCAGAGGAAUCAUAUAUUGAAGGAGCUGUACCAGGAACAAAGCAUUUGAAUGAGACUAGUGUCUGCCAGGUUCUAGACUCUUCAUAUGGAGAAUGUGGACCACUAUCUGUCAAGGCAGUUAUCAAAGAUAGACAGCACAUGACUCCAAAAUUCCCUUCUGAGCUUAAGUUAAGCAGUGGAGCUUCGUCCAGUAGAUAUCAUGUAGGUGUUCCUGGAAACAAGAUAAUAAGGGUCCUGUUAUGUGACUGUGAAAAUCCAGAUGAGGAAAUAUGGCUUUAUCUUGGUAGUACCUCUAAUUAUCAUAUCCCACAGUAUUCACUUGGUAUAAUACCAGGAGUAACUAUCAUUGCAUCUUGUGUUCUUAGGAAUGUUUCCAAGCAGAACAAGAAGAUUUAUCUCCAAAGUACUGUGUUCACAUGUCUGACACCAAUAUCUAAGGCUGUACCAGACCUGUCCUCAUUUCUGCCUUCCAUUCACAACCCAAAACGCCGCUACUUGAAGGAUAUAUUAGGACAACCGGGUUCAUCAUUUCAGACCUUUGCAACCAUAGGGCGCAUAUGCAAAGUCUCCUUCUGCUGUGUCUGCAAUUUCUGCAAUGCCGAGAUGGUUGGUUCAUCGUGCACAUAUGUUGGCUGCCAUGCCCAAGGCUCAGGGAAGGUGGUGGCUAGUGCUCAGGUGGUCAUUGAUGAUGGCACAGGAACUGCCAUGGUGUUCAUGAGUUCUGUUGAACAUGUAAAAGUUCUCCUGCAAUUAAAACCUCAUCAGUAUUCCCUACUGUCCCAAGAGAUAGUGUCAGGCUCCCACAGCCUGAGCUAUACAUCCAGAUUCAAGGACACUGAUGCUGAUGGUAUGUUGCAUCCUUCAGAAUCUGGCCUCACAAAAGCCAUGGGGACAAUAUGUUCUUCCAAUCAGUUGCUAAGGCCAGUAAACAUGGUAUGUAGAAUGUUCAAGCACCAGAUGCAGAAGGAUGGGCAAGAUGGAGAUAGAAUCCAUUUGUAUUGUGUGGCCAUUUCUGAGAUCAAACCAAACAUAAACUGUGAGGAACUUUUAAAGGAUGUAAUGUAGUUUUAUUUGACUGAAUGGUGUGUAGAUGAUUCUGUUAUAACUAUUUAUUCAUUACUAUUUUCAUUAAUAAUAUCAUCACAUUCUUUUCAUUCAUAGAUAUUUUGUUUUAGAGGAGUUAUACACUUUAUGCAUUAUUAUUUCCAGUUUCUUAAUGUCAUCGAAAUUGUAAUGUUUUUCUUUUCUUAUAACAGUUGCUUUUACAAUUAGCCAACAUUACAAUUGCUUGUUAAUAUAAGGAAUUGAGAUUAAUCUGUGAUAUAGAGGAUUAUCAGCCAUAUUCUAGGUUGUACACACCAAGCCCACAUUCCACAUAAGUCCUUUGCACAAGCAGUGUGGGGUAGCCUCCUCCUCAAUUUGACCAGGGCUGCCUACUUUAAAGAAGGUCAGAUCUGUUGUGACAUUUGGUUACUUUCACUUGGUUAUUUGAUCACAAGAAACCAUUAAUACUGUGAUACUUAAUUCCACUCACCGAGGACAAUAAUGUUAGGAUCAUUUACCAACUAUCAACAACACUGCUUUUUAAAACAGUCUGAAGUUUAAAUGCCAUAACAAUGCAUUUUGUCAAAUCAGUCAAGGUAGGAUAUCACUUUUAUGUUAAGCCACUGCAGCAUGAGCACCCAAGAAUGCAGUUAUGAGUGCAGGAAAAGCUUAUUAUAUGGAGGAUAUCAUAUUAAAAUUGUUGUUGGCAACUGUAGUCUUCUGAAUACAGUACUUCUGUUCACAAUUAGUGAUUUCAAAAUAUAGAUGAAAUAGAGUUUGUAGUAAACAGACCUAGUUGAAAAUUAUAUGAAAUUUAAGUCAGACAACUGUAUGAACUUGAUACUGAAAAAGGUGAUUCCAUGAAUGUUUGGCCAAACUUUGUACUUACUAUUGAUUUCAUGAAAUAUGUUAGUUUUAUAUAUAUUUUUUAUCCCUGACACCAGUGUUAGGUAGUCACUCUUACAGUACAAUCAUUGCCAGUCUCCAGGUGAUACUUUAUUAUAGAAAAGACAUCAUGGCAUAGAUCUAGUAGGGUCAGGGUGUGGUAUUAGUGUGUACAUCCUAGAAUAUGACUAUUUGUAUUUAGGUUACAUUUUAUGAAAAGGCAGUUAUUUUAUUGAGUAGAUUUUUAUAUAUUCUAAUACCAUUUUACUGUAUUUUUAAGAAUUUUCCUUUUGUGCCAGAAGCAACAACUUGAAAGCAACAACUAAAAGUACUGCUGACAUUUAGUUGCACAAUCUGAUUAUUACCAUUGUUUGUGCUUUUUGU